AAAAAAGGUUUCUCUCUUUUAUCUAUCUCUGACCUCACUUCCUUAACGUGCGCAGUGGGUGCACUGUACACUUAACCUUUUUCAGCCCUCCUGGCAAAACCCCAACCCAAACGGAUCUCUUUUUCUUUUCUCUCUCUUCACUUUAUAUAAUUAAGCUCACUUUUUCUAUAAUUUCAUUUCCACUCAAGAACUCAGAACAAUAAAGUAAGGAUUUGAACUAAAUUUCAUCAAAUUAAGCACUACCCAUUUCAGAAUUAAUUGUUAAUUACAAUACCCACAUCUUAAUUUCUUGGAAAAACUUGUGGGGAUUUAGCUAUUUGUUGGUUAAGCUUUGAAUUGAGGAUUUUUGGAUGUGGGUGAAGUAAAGGUGAAGUCUUUGAUGGAUCCUCCAUUGAUAAAUGAAGGUUCAUUUACAACAGCAAACCCUUCAUUAUCUGAGAUUUGGCCUUUUAGUAAUGGUGGAAAUUCUGAAAAUGGAGGAAUGUUGGGGCUUAGAAUGGGAAGUGGUAGUGGAUUUGUGAAUGGUUUGAUUGAUGGGUUAUUGAGUAAUGGUCUUGUUGGGACAAUGAAUAGAGAUGGGUCAAUUGAGGAAUCAACUGUUACUGAGCAAAGUGGAAGUCUUGGUGGUGGUGGGAGGAAGAGGAGGGAGAAUGUCUCAGAAGAUGAGUCUUCAAAGCUUGUUUCUACUACUAGUAGUGGAAAUGAAAUGCAGAAGGAUUCAAAUGCUAAACGCAUCAAAACAUCAGAUUCUCAGGAUGAAAAUGGCAGUUCGAAGGCUGCAGGUGAAGCGAGUUCAGCCGGUGGUAACAAAUCUGCUGACAAACCAUCAGAGCCACCUAAAGACUACAUCCAUGUCAGAGCAAGAAGGGGACAAGCUACCGAUAGCCAUAGUCUGGCUGAGAGAGCCAGGAGAGAAAAGAUAAGCGAGAGAAUGAAAAUUUUACAAGAUUUGGUCCCUGGAUGUAACAAGGUUAUUGGAAAAGCUUUAGUCCUCGACGAAAUAAUCAACUAUAUACAAUCUUUACAACGACAAGUUGAGUUCUUAUCUAUGAAGCUUGAAGCGGUCAAUUCCGGGAUGGUUCCCUCUAUUAAUGGAUUCCAAUCAAAAGAUGUGAAUCAGCUCGGGGUUCCAUCCUUCGAUCCAAAUGGUUUAAUUUUCAACACGCAUGCUACGAGAGAAUUCACAACAGCUGGAGGGCCGCAAUCGGAGUGGUUACAUAUGCAAUUAGGCGGAAAUUUUGAACGAACAUCAUGAUUCUUUUUAAAAGAACUAUUGUUUGAUGAUAAUUUGCAGAACAUUCUGCCUAAUCAAAUUAUUUACACAGAAUCAGGAAAGUCUGCCUAAUGCCUAUAUAUAUGAUUCAAGUAUUUAGGUGGGGUUGCCUUGAUUUUGUGAUACCAAUUUGUGUAGAAACUAGAAAGUACUUACAACUUGUUGUAAGUUUGUAACCUUUGAUUCACUAACUAGUAUCAAAAUGACUCAAGUAUCCUAGCCUUGCUGGCUGGUGAAAGUGUUCAAUAUUUGUAUAAUUAACACACUUGAACUUCUAAUAACUUUUUAGACCUUGCA
Amaranthus tricolor (Joseph's coat) is the source of this 1570-nucleotide messenger RNA. Its product is annotated as transcription factor bHLH79-like. The coding region runs from base 380 to 1255 and encodes 291 amino acids. The record is from RefSeq and is a predicted model, not a curated record. Gene Ontology annotation, molecular function: DNA-binding transcription factor activity; protein dimerization activity. The transcript is spliced from 6 exons. Gene Ontology annotation, cellular component: nucleus. Gene Ontology annotation, biological process: regulation of DNA-templated transcription. NCBI's taxonomy places the organism in Eukaryota, Viridiplantae, Streptophyta, Magnoliopsida, Caryophyllales, Amaranthaceae.